Messenger RNA from Rangifer tarandus platyrhynchus (Svalbard reindeer), 381 nucleotides. NCBI's taxonomy places the organism in Eukaryota, Metazoa, Chordata, Mammalia, Artiodactyla, Cervidae. The record is from the annotation of a GenBank genome assembly.
AUGGACACAGACACACACACACUCCGCCGCCCCCCCCCCACCCCCCACCUUAGGGCCGGGAAUGGGUGGCCCAGACUGAGACAGUUAUUGGCCCCAGAGGGGAUUGCAGGGUCAUUUCCACUUUCAGGUGGGUGGUGUCCUCCUUUCCACAUGAAGUUAACCUACCCAAUAAUGGGGAGAGAAGGACUGCCAUUCCAAAUGUGCUCCAUGCAGUCUGGGCUAAGGGUCAGAGUGAUGCCUCAUUUCCCCUUUGUGUGGGAGGUGGGCCAGGUGGUUACACAGGCCUUACCUAUUCAGGUUUUGCCCACCUGGGAGGUGCCACAGCACCCAGACAGCACACCCACUCAGCUCUCCCCACUCCCUCUGAGUUAUGUUUCUUGA